CCCACUGACGAUGCCGUUCAUACGCCUUUUGCAGCUCACAGGGGACGACGACUUCAGGCUGGUCCAACCUAUCGUGGACACGGUUGCCCCACCAUUCGCGAUUCUCUCCCACACCUGGGGAGGAAGAGACGAAGAAGUCCUGCUCCAAGACUUGAAGGACGGAACAGCAAAAAAGAAGACUGCAUGCUAUGAAAACAAGCUCAAAUUCUGCAGAAAACAAGCUGCUAAAGACGGGUUAGAAUACUUCUGGGUGGACACUUGUUGCAUUAAUCAGCAAGACUCCGUUGAACUUCAAGCCUCUAUCAAUUCUAUGUUUAAGUGGUAUAGCACUGCUGUUAAGUGCUACGCAUACUUGUCUGACGUCUCAAGUACUGACCCUACUCUCGAUAUUGAGGAGAAGAUUAAGAAGAGUAGAUGGUUUCGUCGUGGUUGGACACUUCAAGAGCUGAUCGCGCCUAAAGAAGUCGAAUUUUUCUCAAGAGAAGGAGAUCCACUAGGCGACAAGCAAUCUCUACAACAAACAAUCCAUGAGACAACUGGGAUCCCUAUUGAAGCUCUCCAAAGAUGCCCUCUAUCGCGGUUCAGCUAUCACGAGCGAAUAUUAUGGGCAGAAGGACGGCAGACAACACUUGAAGAAGAUGCGGCUUACUCAUUGCUAGGCAUUUUCGCCAUUCACAUGCCACUACUGUAUGGGGAAGGACGAGCAAAUGCCUUCAGACGACUGAAGAUAGAGGCGCGACAGCAUCCAACAGACGAGGUGUUUACGGAAUGGUUAACGCCUACAGACUUCCACGCUCAGCACUCGGAUACCAUCAACCGUUGGCAAGACGGAACGUGCCAGUGGUUUCUUGAUUCGGCCCAGUUCUUGGCGUGGUUCGGCCCUGAGAACAGAAAAUAUGACACAUCUUGUCUGCCUUCCCGCCCAGGAAACAAAACGCUUCUUUGUACAGGGAAUCCUGGUGCGGGCAAGACAGUGAUAGCAGCUGUUGCGAUUAAACACCUAACCGACAAAUGCACGGAUUGUACCUCUGUCGGAAUUGCGUAUGUGUACUUCAAUUACAAAGCUCAAGAACUGAACAUCUCGGAAAUGCUAGCGGCCAUUCUCAAGCAGCUAGUACAAGCACAGUCUUCUUUCGCAGAGCCUGUAGAGCAAUUAUAUCUGCGGCAUAUCAAGGGGACUAGACCAUCACUGAAGGAAAUAUUCAACGCGCUUCAGGCCGUUAUUGCAAAAUAUUCGAGGGUCUACAUUGUCAUUGAUGCUCUGGAUGAGUGCCAAGAGAGCAAUGGUACCCGCAGACGGUUUUUAACCAAGCUUCAAGAUCUCCAAAAUCUGAAGACGGAGACGGAUGUUCGACUGAUGGUUACCUCGCGUGAUAUUCCGGAUAUUGUUGACCAGUUCCAAACACCAGAUGUACUGAGGCUGGAGGUGAGAGCCACUCAUGAGGAUGUAAAGCGAUUUGUUGAAGGCCAAAGAGACUCACUGCCGAGUUGCAUUCGAAACGUUCCUAAAAUGAAGGAUUCAGUAAAGGAAAAGAUUGCCGAGGCGGCAGAUGGCCUGUUUCUUCUCGCAACCUUACAUACGGCGUCUCUCCAUGACAAAAGGACUCCGAACGAUGUGAAAUUGACAAUGGAUGGAUUCUCCAGUGGCCCUAACGCCCUCGACAACACAUAUAACCAAGCAACCAAAAGAAUUAAAGAUCUGCCAUCGACGGACUGCAAACGAGUCCAGCAGGUUCUGGCAUGGAUUACGUACGCAAAGAGGCCGCUUUCUGUAGAUGAAAUAUGCUGCGCUUUAGCGGUCAAUCCGGAAAAAGAGAAAAGGGAGUUAGACGAUGGCGAUAAACUUGAUGUCAAGGAAUUGGUCUCUAUGUGCGCCGGCCUUGUCAUCAUCAACAAAGAAAGCACUAUACUUCGCUUUGUGCACUAUACUACGCAAGAGUACUUUGAAGGAGUCAAUGAGCAAUGGGACCCUCGAGCGCAGCAAAGAGUGGCUUCGACAUGCCUCACCUAUCAAUCAUUCCGGGUUUUCGAGGAAGGCGCCUGUCUAUCAGACGCAAAAUUUGAAGAGCGUAUGAUGUCAAACGAGCUCUAUGACUAUGCUACACACCACUGGGGGAACCAUGCUUGCAGCUGCGAGGCUGAACUGCAAGAAAGGAUUUUAUCCUUUUUCGAGCAUGACGCACUUGUCUCUGCUUCGAGCCAGGCGCUGAUUGCCUCCAAGCGCUAUCCAAGCGAUCGCAAUUAUAGUCAACGUGUGAGAGGGUUGACCGCAGUACACCUUGCUGCAUAUUUUGGACUGAGCGAUACACUGGCCAAACUGCUAUUCAUCAGGGAUUAUUCGCCCCGUUUCCAGGAUGGAUACAAUCGAACGCCGCUAUUAUUCGCUGCCAUGAACGGCCAUGAUACAACAGUAGCGAUGUUACUUACCAACAGGCAGGUCGAUCCUAAUACCAAGGAUAAAGGCGGCCGCACUCCGCUGUCAUGGGCUGCCCAGAAUGGCCAUCAACUCGUCGUAGAACGGCUGGUCAGUGAUGACAAAGUUGACUUGAACUCGGAAGAUCUAGACGGUAGGACAGCGUUAUCAUGGGCCGCAGGACAAGGGCAUGACAGGACUGUGAAGAUACUCAUUGGAGCCAGAGGCAUCAACCUGGGCUGUAGGGACAGUGCUGGCCGAACGCCACUUUCUUGGGCUGUACAGAGCAGUCACAAGGGAGUCGUAAAGAUGUUGCUCGCGAACAAAAGUAUCGACUGGGAAUCAAGAGACAACAGCAAUAGAACAGCAUUAUCGUGGGCUCUAGAGAAUGAAGACAAAGGGAUCAUAGAUCUUUUCUUGGAAAUGAGCAGCAUUAAUCCAAACCUCAAGGACACAACUGGCCGAACACUACUGUCUCGGGCGGCACAGAGCAGUCAUAUACACGUGCUAAAACGGCUCCUCUCGGAUGACUCUACGGACGUAGAAUCCAUGGAUACGGACAAUCGCACGCCGCUGUCUUGGGCUGCCGCAAGUGGCCGUGAAGAGGCUGUACGGAUGCUGCUAGACAAGGAUGCAUACCCACGUGGCAAGGACAAACACUUUCAAACACCACUUUGCUGGGCAGUAAAAAAUGGACAUCAAGGGGCAGUAAAAACAUUCCUUGAGUACAGUGGCACUGGUCUGAAUAUGAAAGAUGGACAUGAUCGAACAGUUUUAUCUUGGGCUUCAGAACUGGGGCAUGAAGCGAUAGUAGAGCGACUUCUCAAGAAGAAAGACAUCGAUGUCAGUUCCCGAGACAAGACCGGUCGAUCGCCUCUAUUCUUGGCAUCACAGAGAGGCCAUGGAGCUAUCGUUAAGCUGUUACUUGCGACAAGCGGUGUCGAUCCGAACUCUGAGGAUGAUACCGGACAGACACCGCUGACAGUAGCUGCGGGGAGAGGACAUAAAGAGGUAGUAAAGGUGUUUCUGGAGCAAGAUAUAGGCCCAGACUCAAUAGAUGCUGCUGGUCGAAGUCCUUUAUCACGGGCUGCACAGAAUGGCCACAACGGAGUAAUACAACUGCUAAUCGAUAGUUUCGGGGUAGAUGCAAACUCAAUAGACAGGACCGGCCGGACUCCUAUAUCACGGGCUGCGCAGAAUGGGCACGUGGAAACUGUGGAAUUGCUAAUAGGGCCCUACAAGGUAGAUCCGAACAUAAAUGACACCGUCAAACCAAAGUAUGGUGGCAAUUCAAAGAAUGCUGUCAGCCCAAAGCAUACUGUCAAAUCAAAGGGUACUCCACGGACACCGUUGAUGUGGGCUGCGAAGCACGGCCAAAGAGACAUGGUCAAGCUGCUACUUGGCUCGGCCGCGGCAUCGACAACUGUCAAGGACAAUAUUGGGGACAUGGCGUUGGCGUGGGCGGUUAGAGAAGGACAUGAGACUAUUGUCAAACUUUUCCUUGAUAGAGGUGACAGCACACAUAACAGCCAGAACAAUCGUGGAUGGGCACCUCUAUUAUGGGCAGCUGACCGGGGCCACGAAAGAAUCGUCAACAUGCUCCUCGAUAAAAACGUAAAGCCAGACACAAGAGGUUAUGACCAACGAACAACCCUAUCACGAGCAGCUGGGAACGGUCAUGAGGGCAUUGUUAAGACCCUACUUAAAAGAGGAGUCAGCGCAGACGCAGCAGACGUGGAAAAACGAACACCCCUCUCAUGGGCAGCUAAGAAAGGCCAUGAGAGAGUCGUCAAUAUCCUACUCGAUACGGGUGAAGUGAGUCCAGACUCCAAGGAUAAGCAGGGACGAUCACCUCUCUCAUUUGCAGCCGAGGAGGGCCAUAAAGGCAUCUUCGAUAUCCUACUCACUGCUGGCAAAAUUCGUCCAGGAGACACAGAUGACACUGGGAGAGCGCCCCUCUCAUAUGCAGCCGAGAAGGGGCACAAAAGCAUUGUUGAGACGCUAAUUGAGAAUCAAGUUAGUGUAAAUGCGAAAGACGAUACAGGACGGGCACCCCUCUCAUAUGCGGCUGAGGGUGGGCACAAAAAUAUUGUCGAAACACUCCUCAAUACGGGCAAGAUUGAUGAUCCAGAUUUCAAAGAUACAUCGGCACGCACACCCUUAUCAUUGGCAGCUGAGAAUGGCCACGAUGGCGUUGUCCAGUCACUGCUGAAGACGGACAAAGUUAAUCCAGAUUUCAAGGAUAAUUAUGGAAAGACGCCGCUAUGGUUCGCAACAAGCAACGGACACACAGCUUGUGUGCGCCACCUCCUUGACACAAAGAAGGUCAACCCAAACAUCAAGACGCUAGAGGCUAAGCAGUCACCACUAGAGAUCGCGGCCAUGAACGGCUACGAGUCUAUAGUCAAGCUCUUACUCGGUACCGACGAAAUCAACCCAGACGAUACAAAUCGUAGUAGGCAAUCACCACUAUCAUGGGCGGCCAGAACAGGACAUGAGGCUAUUGUCAAGUUACUACUCGCCACAGGGAGAGUCGAUCCGCACCGUGCAAGCACUUUCGGCACCACGCCACUGUCUCUAGCAAUUGAGCACAACCACGAGGCAAUUGUCAAUUUAUUACGGGCUUAUGAGGGACCCAUGUCUAGUUAGACAUCGAGUACAUACAUCUCCCGCGGCCGCGUUGUACACCUAUGGUGUUUAUUGCCCAUAAUUUAGAGUUAAGGUGCCGGAGACAUCUUUAUCUGCUGGGAGGGGAUUGAACUAAGGCCCUUGGCCGUUGAAAAGUAUGAUUAUCUGCUAACAUUCUCUGUAGACUUGCUCUACUAUCUGCUCCACCUCACUAUGAGUCCUACGGAUUCGACUAUUUACUGGAACCUCCCU
Messenger RNA from Periconia digitata, 5293 nucleotides. NCBI's taxonomy places the organism in Eukaryota, Fungi, Ascomycota, Dothideomycetes, Pleosporales, Periconiaceae. The record is from the annotation of a GenBank genome assembly.